AUGGAAGAAGAAGACGUGGCACCACUGGUACGAAAAAGGCGAGCUCUUGAAGACGCUCAUGGUCUUGAUCCAGAGCAAGCUGCGUCUGGGGCAGUAGCUGGCCCCUCCAGCCAAGGCAAAGAGAUGGAGCUGCCAGAUGCCUCAGGCUUAAGAGGUGCCUUUAAGGCUGGCAGGGCCAGAGCUGGUCCUAUGCUGAAGAGGCCCAAACUAACAAAGAAACAUGCUCCCAAAAUUGGGACAUCAACCGAGUCUCCAGUCAAAGAAAAUGGUGCCAUCUCCACUCACGAGCAGCCAAAAAAGACUCAACCCCCAGCUCUGUAUGUCCUAGCUCAACUCCGCGAAAUUUCCUGGGUUAAAGCUAGAGAUGAGGAGCUCAGAGCUGCCCAAGAGAGUGAGCAGUCAGCAAAAGCCACCCUAGCCGAGAAUGAAGAGCUCAAAAAGAAACUUGACGAGGUCGAGGCCAAAGCUAAGGAGGAGGCUGAGAGGGAGAGGUCAAAGAUCGUGGAGUCAUCAAACCAGAUGGAGGAGAUGCUUUACCAUUGCUGGGAUUUCAACCAGCACGAAAACUUCACCUUCUUACAACCAGGGUUUUGGGAACCUUAUCUUGCCAAGUUCAAGAUUAGGUUCUCACAAGAACCCUCGGAGACCGUCGAUGCUUCUAACACUGCCGAAGGAGAUGGCGAGGAGUUGACCUCCACCGAGCGAGUCGAUGGACCUCAGUGA
Messenger RNA from Humulus lupulus (European hop), 723 nucleotides. RefSeq lists its product as uncharacterized. The transcript has 4 exons. The record is from RefSeq and is a predicted model, not a curated record. Lineage: Eukaryota; Viridiplantae; Streptophyta; Magnoliopsida; Rosales; Cannabaceae. Bases 1 to 723 code for a protein of 240 amino acids.